AUGGAAGACGGCGACACACAAGAAGUUGGAGGCGUUCGGGUCGCUGUGGAGGGAUGUGGCCAUGGCACUCUUAAUGCCAUUUACGCAUCGGUCGAGAUAGCAGCAAAGCUGAGAGGAUGGGAUGAUGGCGUCGACCUCCUCAUCAUCGGCGGUGACUUCCAAGCCGUUCGCAAUGCUGCAGAUCUGACUGUGAUGUCUUGUCCCGUCAAGUUCCGCGAAUUGGGUGAUUUUCCCGCGUACUACAGCGGCGAGAAGAAGGCACCGAUUCUCACCAUCUUCAUCGGCGGGAAUCACGAGGCCGCAUCUCAUCUCUGGGAGCUCUACUAUGGCGGUUGGGUCGCUCCCAACAUUUACUACCUCGGCGCUGCCAAUGUGCUUCGGUUCGGGCCGAUCCGCAUCGCCGGUCUCAGCGGUAUCUGGAAGGGAUUCGACUACAACAAGCCUCACAUCGAGCGUUUGCCGUUCAACCAGGAUGACGUCAAGAGCUUCUACCACGUGCGCGAGAUCGACGUGAGGAAGCUGCUACUAAUACGAGAACAAGUGGACAUCGGUAUGAGCCAUGAUUGGCCCAGAGCUGUUGAGAAAAGCGGUGACGGCAAAGCGCUGUGGAGAAUGAAGCCUGACUUCAAGCAGGAGAGUGAGGCUGGCACGCUUGGUAGCCAGGCCGCGACUUAUGUGAUGGACCGAUUGAGACCUGCAUACUGGUUCUCUGCCCAUAUGCAUUGCAAAUUCACGGCUGUGAAGACUUACUCACCCAGCGGAGAGGCCAAUGCGGAGGCCUUGGCUGCUGCAGGGCAGAAUAACGCAAGCAAGGAAGCCGCCAGCGACCAAGUCGCGAACCCUGACGAGAUCGAUCUAGAUAUGGACGACGACGAGGAGACACCUGUCCAGCCAGAAGCCCUUACACAGCCAGGCAACGCAGUACCCGAGGAUCUGCGCUCGCAACUGCCAGCUUCUUUUGCCGCCCCGGUUGCUCAGGCCAACCUGACACCGGUGGAGCCGACUAUUGUUCCACCGACUAUCACCAACACAAUUACCCGCUUCUUUGCACUGGACAAGUGUCUUCCGGGUCGAAAGUUCCUUCAGCUGCUCUACGUUCUACCAGUAACCCCAGCAACCACCGCGAACGGGGCUAAGUACCGUCUGCAAUAUGACCCCGAAUGGCUUGCAAUUACUCGCACGUUCCAUCAAUACCUCGAGAUUGGCAAGCGUAACUCAAAAACCCCACCAAACUUAGGAGAAGCCGCCUAUCGGCCUCUCAUUGAGAAGGAGAUAGAGUGGGUUAAUGAGCACGUUGUCCAGCAAGAAAAGCUCGACGUGCCUUGCAAUUUCGCAACCACUGCGCCACCGCACGUUCCAGGAGCCCCAGAGAGGGUAGAGGAACAGCCUGACGAGUACACCAACCCCCAGACAGCUGCGUUCUGCGACCUUCUUGAACUGGACAAUAUUUGGGAUGCGACUGCCGAAGAGCGAGCCUUAUUGAAGCAACAAGGUCCACCUCCGGAAAGCUUCCACCGCGGAGCUGGAGGCGGCCAAAGGGGUAGGGGAGGUGACCGAGGCGGGCGGUUUGGGAGAGGCCGAGGAAGAGGAAGAGGAAGAGGUCGUGGGCGAUGA
Pseudomassariella vexata is the source of this 1614-nucleotide messenger RNA. Its product is annotated as lariat debranching enzyme, C-terminal domain-containing protein. Bases 1 to 1614 code for a protein of 537 amino acids. Gene Ontology annotation, biological process: mRNA splicing, via spliceosome. The record is from RefSeq and is a predicted model, not a curated record. Gene Ontology annotation, molecular function: RNA lariat debranching enzyme activity. Lineage: Eukaryota; Fungi; Ascomycota; Sordariomycetes; Amphisphaeriales; Pseudomassariaceae. Gene Ontology annotation, cellular component: nucleus. The transcript is spliced from 2 exons.